AUGGAAUAAAAAUUCCUUAGAUUUUAGAAGCAUCAUUUUGUUUUGCAUUAGCUGCUCUGUGUUAAGUUAACAUGGGAGAAGAAAAAAAAGAAAAGAAAGAAAAGAAAGAGAAGAAAGAGAAAAAAGAAAAAGAGGAGGAUGCAGGAGCUCCAGCAGAGGAUAAAAAAGAGACAGCGAGUAGUGGAGGCGGUGGUGGUGGUAAACGAGCUCAAAGAGCUACUUCAAAUGUUUUUGGAAUGUUCCCUCAGAAUCAAAUUCAAGAAUUUAAAGAGGCCUUUUCGUUGAUCGAUCAAAAUCGUGAUGGAUUUAUUGAUAUUGAAGAUUUAAAAGAUAUGUAUGCAUCAUUGGGUCGGACACCAACUGAUAAGGAAUUAAAAGAAAUGUUAGAUGAAUCACCUGGCCCAUUGAAUUUCACAAUGUUUAUCAACUUAUUCGGUGAAAAACUAAAUGGUACUGAUCCUGAAGAUGCACUACGUAAUGCUUUUGCAAUGUUUGAUCCAGGGAACAAACGAUAUUUAGAAGAAGAAUAUAUUAAAGAUCUUUUACAAAAUAUGGGCGAUAAUUUUUCUGCUGAAGAGGUGAGUGAUUGAAACUGAAUAGUAGUAUUUUAUUUGAAUAAGUAAUUGUAUAGUAAUUUGUCAUUUAAGUUUUAGAAUUCGAAAUUGUUUAGGUUAAAUAAAACAGAUAUAAGUUAAGGAGUGUGUUAUUAAAGAACAGCUUAUAGCGAACGAGAACACAAGUGGGGAUAACCAAAUAAAUAUUAAUGCGAAAUUAUAGAACCUCUUAGUAAAAUAUGAGAACCAUAAUAUCAAAAUAUCAGUCAAUAGUCCCAGACUUCAUUGUUCUUUCAUUUCCACACCAAUCAUUCUCUAUUCUCAUUUUCUUUUCUUUGAUCUUCUUAACCUUCUUACGCCAGACAUUUCACUUUCGAUCGACGAUACAUACUACUUAUAUCUGUCGACAUCAGUAGCACACACCACAAGGUAAUGUAUGAAAUAAAUAAAUGAAUAAACCAAUGCACAUGUAAAAUAUUUUUGCCAAUUAAUCUUGCACUAGACUCCAUUUUCUAAAAUGUAAUAUAACAUGGAUUUAUGCUAAUAAUUAUAUUCUAAUUAUAAUGUUUGCAUACUGAGCUUCAAGUAUCUAUUCUUUGGUAAUUAUGUCCAAAAUUCAAAUUGACUGCAUAUUUGAGGGUACGGAAGAAAAUUUUUGUGACUACAGAAUGAAGUUUGUACUAUUUUACCGAUUUUAUCCUUAGAUUUCCCUUUUACCUAUUUAUCAAUGAUGUAGUUACAGGAUAACUUCCCGUUCAGAUUAUUGUUUAAAAUUAGAGAAUACUAAAUUGGGUGCAGUUUAUUUCAUAAAACUAUAUGGAUUUAGACUAAGAUCAGAGAACAUUGGACAACUAUCUAACACAAAUUUCAAAAACUUUUCACUUAUUUAAAUAAAUCUGAAUCGUAAUUUAAAUAUAUGUUAUGCAAACAUUUUAUUCCCACUCUAUGUAGAUAAGACAAACGUGGAAAGAAGCUCCAAUCAAAGAAGGCAAAUUGGAUUACGAUGGAUUUGUGAAUCUCAUAAAGAGAGGCAAUCAAGACAUUUAGGACUAACAUUUCCAUAGAAAGGGUGAAAAAUAAACUAAAUUCAUUCCCUUGCAUAUUCAAUCCCUUUCCCAUUUAUUUACCUAUUUUCACGCUAUACCAAAUACAUGCUUUCCCUCCUCUGUUUUGUUUUAGUUUCGAAAAUAUCGAUGCAUGUAUUAGAUUUCUUUUAUCUUUGAUAGUUCAUACUAUUAUUAUUAUGCAUGAUUAGUAUAUUAUGUAUGAGAGUUAUUCGAUUCUUUAUUUCCUGAUGGGAUGUCUUUUUAGUUUCAUUUCCAUUGAUUGAAACCUUUCCAGCUCUUGUCAACUAUUAAUUCCGUGCUGUGCUUUAGUUGUUGUGACCUUUACAAUCUAACUUAUGAGAUGAAGCGUAUUAACGGAUCCAUUUAUAGUUAAACGAGGACAGAUACUAGUUAUUUUCAGAUCUGUUAACUUCUGGUGCUCGACUGAUCAAAAUGCCUUAUGUCUCAUAAUCAAUCUGCUUACUUCGUCAUUCAAAAACCGCCAUUCUGCCAUUGGUUAUACUUAUUUGAAAACGACCAGGUUCUUAAUGGACCAGAUCUCUAUAGUCUUUUGUAUCUAUCCUUCUUGUUUUUGAAUAUCUCUUCACUUUAUGCUAUUCUUAAAAAGUGUGCUUGAAAAAAGAAACUUCGAUUUAGCAUUGAAACUUUUCGUCACCGAUUCCCGUAUCAAGCAUUUACUCAAAGGAGAGGACAUUCCAUUCAAAUGUCCAAGUUUGUGUUUGGUUUAUUGGCGACACAAAAUGGUCCUUAGCAUAUACAUUUUUCAGGAGCAUAGACUUACAAACAACACGAGAAGAAAUGUUUCUAGUUUUCUCAAGAAAAGCCUGGACGGUGUAUAUCGUAGGUUAAUUUCAGUAGCUAAUAAACAAUAUCAAUCAUUGGGCAAAAGUGAAAUGAAUAUUUUUUCUGCUGGAGACUAACUAAUUUCGUUGUGUUAUUCUCCAUAAAUUAAGCGUUGAUCUUGAACGGUGAUGUUCCCAGGUAAUUUGAAUAUCACUGAUUAAGGUGUUUUCAAUAUGGGUUGGUUCAUUGCAGUCGAAAUGAUUUUUUUCAUACAAGAAUAAAAUAUUUAUUCACAUUACUUCCUAUAUGUGUGCUUGACGUGACAACCCCUUUUCUUAAACUUUCAAUGUUUGUUUCUUGUUAUUUAUGUUAAUGUUCUGUCCCUAUGUAUUACUUGUACACACUAUUAUAUGAAACUGUUGAGUGUUAUCCACGUUUUAUAUCUUUCAUUUUUGCUUUACCAUUGUUUCAAUACACUAAUCAUUUGGUUGGUGAUUUUUAGUUACCUGUGUUAUGUAUAUGAAGGAUAAGUAUAGCAGAUUAAACGAAAAAAUUAGGAUGUUCAACAUCGAACCGGACAUAGUUGUGACAGACUGUUACAUGUAAUAAUUUACUGAAUGAAAAUAGGAUAAACAACGAAGAGGCUUUUUAAAUUAACACUUCAAGGAUCUUUGAACAGACGUACCGACAGCUAGAUUUUUAUGUUAAUAUGAAAAUAUCUUCUUCAACUGUUCAAAAAAAUCUCCAAAAGUAUUAUGAUAACUGUAGUUUACGGUGGUUCAUUGGCAGAAUACCCUCGUUUAAGAACGUCUUCAAUAUGUCGUGAAGGACUUUUAUACCGGAAACGUGGCCGAAUAGAAUGAAUAAUUUUAUCAGAACGACGGCAUGUGUUAACAAGAUUAGAUCAGAAAGAAACACGGUUGGACCUGUAGUGCCGUACUUUAAUAAUAGUUCACUUCGAUAACCGUUAUUAUACCAAUCUUAACAGCGUAUAAAAUCAGAAGGCAAAAGGAAGCAGUAACUACAUUUUUAUUGAUGAAUGCUGCAGACCAGAAAGCUGUGGGCACAUGAGCAAGUGUAAGCGAGCAAAGCGAAGAUGAUGCAUAGUGGAGAUGGCUGGGAAGUCAACUCGAUAUGAGCAAGCAUUACUCAAUAUUUAUAAUCAGACAAAAAUGAAUGACAGACAUAUGAUGAGUAGGAUACGAAGGGUACACAUAUACGCUCAUAUAAAAAUAUAGUCAAGGUUUAUAAGCAAAUGAUUAACAAGAUCAAAACAUGACUCAUAAUGGAUAGGCUAAUUGGCUUGGCCAGAAGCUAGUAUAAAGUAUAUGAGCUUAACAUAUAAACUGAUACUACAGUCCAUUAACAUACCAGCCAGCACAUAGUGUGACAUUGAAUAAAUGGCGUGAUAUAUAAGCGAAAAUAUUGUUUUCGAUUAGAUCCUC
Molecule: messenger RNA, 3849 nt
Organism: Schistosoma rodhaini
Lineage: Eukaryota; Metazoa; Platyhelminthes; Trematoda; Strigeidida; Schistosomatidae
Source: the annotation of a GenBank genome assembly